Molecule: messenger RNA, 1569 nt
Organism: Hibiscus syriacus
Lineage: Eukaryota; Viridiplantae; Streptophyta; Magnoliopsida; Malvales; Malvaceae
Product: protein IQ-DOMAIN 1-like
Exons: 5
Coding region: 158-1486 (442 amino acids)
Molecular function (GO): protein binding
Source: RefSeq, a predicted model, not a curated record
UUUCUAGUUUCACUUUCAGCUUCAGGUUCUUCGUUUUCUGCCAAAGCUUUGCAUUUUGGUCCUUUGGGUUCUUUAAAAAAAAGGGGAAAACUUCCUUUUCUCUUUACCAAGUUGCCAUCUUUUUGAGCUAGUUGAGAUUUCAUAGCUUGAACUUUCGAUGGGUGCUUCAGGGAAAUGGGUGAAAUCUCUUAUUGGUCUCAAGAAGACCGAAAAAGAAGACCAGGAAAAGGUGAAUGGCAAGAGCAAGAAAUGGAGGUUAUGGAGGAGUUCUUCAGGGGAAUUGGGGUCUUCAUGGAAGGGAUUUAAAGGGAAGUUUAGAUCAGAUUCUGAAGGGUCUGAUUCUUUAUCAAGGACUAACGAUGCUUUCUUCACUGCAAUGUCCACUGUAGUUCGAGCUCCUCCUAAAGAUUUCAGGGUUAUAAGGGAAGAAUGGGCUGCUAUCCGCAUCCAAACCGCUUUUCGUGGCUUCUUGGCAAGGAGGGCUUUGAGGGCUUUAAAAGGAGUUUUGAGGCUUCAAGCCUUAGUUCGUGGUAGACAAGUUAGGAAACAGGCUGCAGUGACACUUAGGUGCAUGCAAGCUCUUGUUCGUGUUCAGGCUCGUGUUAGAGCUCGUCAAGUGCGAAUGUCGAUCGAAGGGCAGGCCGUUCAGGAGAUGCUCGAUGGUCUCCGCAGCAAGACCGAUAUCCUGAAACAAGCAGAGGAUGGCUGGUGUGAUAGCAAAGGGACACUGGAGGAUGUUAAAACGAAGCUACAAAUGAGGCAAGAAGGGGCCUUCAAGAGAGAAAGAACCCUUGCUUAUUCUUUUGCUCAGAAGCAGUGGAGAUCAAACACAGGUUCGACUUCCCAGACAAAUAGUUCGAUUCCGUAUCUCAAGAAUCAAGAGUUGGAUAAGAACAGUUGGGGAUGGAAUUGGCUUGAACGUUGGAUGGCAGCCAGGCCAUGGGAGACUAGGUUGAUGGAACUGUCCCAUGCCGACCCUGCCGGAUCAACUCAACCGAAAACUUGUUCCAAGUCCCUUCUAGGGAAGAAUACAAGAUCUUCCGAACCAUACUCAGUGAAAGUCAGAAAGAACAAUGUCACCACUAGGAUUUCCGCAAAGCCUCCUCAUUCUAGGCAAGUCACUAUAUCAUCUUCGAGCCAAACUUCCGAAUUUCAUUAUGAUGAAAGUUCAGCUUCAUCUUCAAUAUGCACUUCAACAACACCAGUUUCCGGAACCACUCACUUUCCAUCGGAUGGAACAGAGGAGAGUGGCAAUAGUAGGCCAAACUACAUGAACAUGACCGAUUCUACCAAGGCGAAACAAAGAGGUGGCAAUCUCCGUAAGCAGUCCAUGGACGAGUUCCAGUUCAAGAGGUUGGCUGCUCUCUGCAAUGUGGAUUCGAAAAGUAGUGCUGGUUCGGACCCCUUGGUUCAUAUGUCUCGACCACUAUUCCCUCCCACACGGUUGGAUAAAAGCUCAAUGAGAUCCAGGGACUGGGGAAAUUGAUUGGAUGUUAUUUGAAAAGUCCAACAUCUUCUUGUUCAUUGUUAUUAACGUGUUAAUGAGACCUAGUUGAGUUUUUUUUUUUA